Neomonachus schauinslandi (Hawaiian monk seal) is the source of this 2862-nucleotide messenger RNA. Its product is annotated as zinc finger protein 551-like. The record is from RefSeq and is a predicted model, not a curated record. Gene Ontology annotation, molecular function: DNA-binding transcription factor activity, RNA polymerase II-specific; RNA polymerase II cis-regulatory region sequence-specific DNA binding. NCBI's taxonomy places the organism in Eukaryota, Metazoa, Chordata, Mammalia, Carnivora, Phocidae. Gene Ontology annotation, biological process: regulation of transcription by RNA polymerase II. The transcript has 5 exons.
AUGGCGGCGGCCGCGCCCAGGGACCCGGCUCAGGGUAUGAAUUUUGAGGACGUGGCCAUUGACUUCUCCCAGGAGGAAUGGGGGCUCCUUGAUGAAACUCAGAGACUCCUGUACUGCGAUGUGAUGCUGGAGAACUUUGCACUUGUAGCAUCGCUGGGUUUUAGGCAUGGGAUGGAAGAUGAGGAGGCCCCUUCUGAGCAGACUAUGUCUGUAGGAGAGUCCCAGGUCAGGGCUUUUCAGGCAGGUCUGUCCACACAGAAGAUCCACCCCUGUGAGAUGUGUAUCCCAGCCUUGAAAGAUAUUUUGCACCAUGCUGAGCACCAAACAAUAUACCCUUGGUAGAAACCAUACUUGGGUGCCACAUGUGUGAGAUGCUUCUCUUUCCAUGCAGACCUUCACCAGCAACAGAGGCAUGGCAGUUGGGAGAAGCCCUGGAAAAGAGAUGUGGACAGGGCCUCGUAUGUGACAAGCUGCAACUUCUGUGUGUCAGGGCAGCCUUUCACAUGUAGGAAGGUUGGAGAGGACAUUCCAGCGACCUCGGGACAUCUUCAGCUCCAGACCAAUCCCAACAGUGAGGAGCCACACCGUGGCAACCAGAGUGGAGAGGCCUUUCACAGUGGAAAAAGUCAGUACAACGGGGGUGAAUGUGAAAAAGCUGCCAGCCACAACCAUGGACUUGAUCAACAUCAGAGUGUUUGCUCUGGAGAAGGGCUUUAUGAGUGUGGCAAAGGUGGGAAAGCCUUCAGCUCGAACUACAGCCUUGUGCAGCACCAACAAAUUCACAGUGGACAAAGGCCAUAUGAGUGUGGUGAAUGUGGGAAAUUUUUCAGCUACAAAUCCAACCUCAUUGAACACCAUAGAGUUCACACUAGAGAAAGGCCUUAUGAGUGUAGUGAAUGUGGGAAAUCCUUUAGACAAAGCUCUAGCCUUUUCCGACACCGGAGAGUUCACACUGGAGAAAGGCCAUAUAAUUGCAGCGAAUGUGGGAAAUCCUUUAGACAAAUCUUUAACCUCAUUCGACAUGGGAGAGUUCACACUGGAGAAGUGCCUUACAAGUGUAGUGAUUGUGGGAAAUCUUUUAGCUGCAAAUCUGAACUCAAUCAGCACCAGAGAAUUCACAGUGGAGAAAGGCCUUAUGAGUGCAGUGAAUGUGGGAAGUCCUUUAGACAGUUCUCUAACCUCAUUCGACACCGGAGUGUUCAUACUGGAGAAAGGCCUUAUGAGUGCAAUGUUUGUGGGAAAUCCUUUAGCCGUAAAUUUAUCCUUAUUCAACAUGAGAGAGUUCACACUGGAGAAAGACCUUAUGAAUGCAGUGAAUGUGGAAAAUCCUUUACCCGAAAAUCUGACCUCAUUCAACACCAGAGGAUUCAUACUGGCACAAGACCUUAUGAGUGCAGCGAAUGUGAGAAAUCUUUUAGGCAGCGCUCUGGUCUUAUUCAACACCGGAGAGUUCAUUCUGGAGAAAAGCCAUAUGAGUGUGGCGAGUGUGGGAAAUCCUUUAGCCAAAGUGCUAGCCUCAUUCAACACCAGAGAGUUCACACUGGAGAAAGGCCUUAUGAAUGCAGUGAAUGUGGGAAAACCUUUAGCCAAAGUUCUAGCCUCAUUCAACACCAGAGAGGUCAUACUGGUGAAAGGCCUUAUGAGUGCAGUGAAUGUGGGAAGCCCUUUACCCACAAAUCUGACCUCAUUCAACACCAGAGAGUUCACACUGGGGAAAGACCUUAUGAAUGCAGUGAAUGUGGGAAAUCUUUUAGCCGCAAAUCUAACCUCCUUAGACACAGGAGAGUACACACUGGAGAAAACCCUUAAAUAUGUUACAUGUGCAGUGAAUGUGGGAAAUCUUUUAGCCAUAACUCUAGCCUUAUUAAACACCAGAGAGUUCACACAGGAGAAAGGCCUUAUGAGUGUGGGGAGUGUGGAAAAUCCUUUAGCCAGAGCUCCAACCUCUUUCAACAUCGGAGAGUUCACACUGGAGAAAGGCCUUACGAGUGCAGUGAAUGUGGGAAAUCUUUUAGCCAAAGCUACAGCCUCAAUAACCAUCGGAAAGUUCACACUGGAGAAAGGCCAUUUGAGUGUGGAGAAUGUGGCAAAUCCUUCAGUCAAAGAUCCAACCUCAUUCAACAUCGGAGAAUUCACACUGGAGAAAAGCCUUAUGAGUGCAGUGAGUGUGGGAAGUCCUUUAAUCAAAGCUCUGCGCUCCUGCAACACCAUACCGUUCACACCGGAGAACGGCCCUAUGAGUGCAGUGAAUGUGGGAAAUCCUUUACCUACAAUUCCAGUCUUUUAAAACACCAGAAAGUCCACACAGGGUCAAAGCCUUAUGAGUGCAGUGAAUGUAGGAAAUCUUUUAGCCAGAAUUGCAGCCUCGUUCUUCAUCUGAGAGUUCACACUGGAGAAAGGCCUUAUGAGUGCAGCAAAUGUGGAAAAUCUUUUAGCCAAAGCUCUGCGCUCCUUAAACACCAGAGAGUUCACACUGGAGAAAGGCCAUAUGAGUGCAAUGAGUGUGGGAAGUCUUUUAGGCGAAGCUCCAACUUCAGUGACCAUCGGAGAGUUCACACUGGAGAAAGGCCGUAUAAGUGUAACCAGUGUGGGAAAUCCUUUAGUAAAAGCUCUGGCCUCACUCGACACCAGAGAGUUCAUACUGGAUUGGGCAUUAUAAAUAUCUUGAAUGAGAAAGCCAUUAGCCGAAGCCCUUACCUCAUUGAUUACCACAAAAUUCACAUGGGAGAAACAACUUAGAUAUGUAGCAAAUGUAUUUCCUUUUCAGUAUAACAACACUUGAGGAGAUCUCUUUUGAGGGUGCCAUCUGCCUGAAUUGCGCCUCAUACAUCCAAACAUCAAAAUAAAUUCCAGGUAUGUGGA